Williopsis jadinii is the source of this 1290-nucleotide messenger RNA. It is a transcript of the gene QRI7, whose product is annotated as putative N(6)-L-threonylcarbamoyladenine synthase. Gene Ontology annotation, biological process: mitochondrial tRNA threonylcarbamoyladenosine modification. The record is from RefSeq and is a predicted model, not a curated record. Lineage: Eukaryota; Fungi; Ascomycota; Saccharomycetes; Phaffomycetales; Wickerhamomycetaceae. Bases 73 to 1215 code for a protein of 380 amino acids. The transcript has a single exon. Gene Ontology annotation, cellular component: mitochondrion.
ACUCUGCUCUCGAGACAUUAAGUAUACGCUUUUGUAGGCGUGAAUUACCCAUCGAUUGUGCACUCGGUCGCUAUGCUACGACUUGGAAGGACCUCGCUAGGAUACUCAAGGAGAUUCUAUCGAGUGUUGGCGAUAGAAAGCUCGUGUGAUGAUACGUGUGUUGCCCUCCUCGAGAGACCUUCGGAGAAGGAAGUGUACUUGGUGGAGCAUCUCAAAUCCACGUUGAAUUCAGUUAAGGAGGGUGGUAUCAUACCCACACGGGCAUUUGACCAUCACCAGGCAUCUAUUGCGACACUGACGCAGCAGAUCAUCAAGUCUCAUGGACUACACUCAAAUCCCCCGGAUUUGAUCUGUGUAACGAGAGGCCCGGGCAUGAAGGGAUCUCUGAGCAUUGGCCUCGAUUUUGCAAAGGGACUAAGCGUUGCAUGGGCAAAACCAACGGUUGGUGUUCAUCAUAUGCUGGGACAUCUACUGACGCCGAGAUUUGAGACCUUUAACACCUCUUCUGGGCCUAAGUUUCCCUUUUUGACCCUUUUAAUAAGCGGUGGCCACACGAUGCUUGUACUGUCAAAGGGUAUAUUGGAACAUGAGAUACUGUGCGAUACCAUUGACGUUGCCUGCGGUGAUGCCCUUGAUAAAUGUGCAAGGUCUUUGGGAUUGAGAGGGAACAACUUGGGUAAGGAGUUGGAAACAUAUGUUCAGUCAACACAGGAUCACUGGUUUAACCAUACGUUUAACGAUAUCCCUAAACCACUCUACAACAAGAGAGGCAGAGUUGAUCAACUGGCAUUUGCAUUUGGCGCAUUCCAAGGAUAUGUGAAUAAACAAGUCGCAUCACCACAGUUCCAAGACUCUCAUAGACCAAGUUUAGCGUACCAGAUUCAAAAGGGAAUAUUUGACCAUAUCUUGAACAAGAUUGAAUUGACAUUGUCAAAGAACCAGGAUAAAUUACAAGGCUGUAAAGACUUUGUUGGAUCUGGUGGUGUUGCAUCCAAUAUGGCUUUGAGACAAUCAUUGGAUAAUUAUUUCCAUAGCAAAAACUUUAACACACACUACCCUUCACUUGGGUUAUGUACUGAUAAUGCAGUUAUGAUUGGAUGGGCAGGUAUCGAAUUGUACGAGAGUGGAUUAACAACUGAGCUGGAAGUCUGUCCUAUAAGCAAAUGGCCGUUAUCUGAGAUUGAAAGUGUAUCGGGUUGGAUAAAGAACAAGUAAAAGAAAGUGUAUAUACGUAUGAUUUUUAAAGGACAACUCCAUCUUCUUGUCGUGUUGGUAUGAAUGACUCUGUUA